This is a messenger RNA of Alnus glutinosa, 2048 nucleotides long. RefSeq lists its product as uncharacterized. Lineage: Eukaryota; Viridiplantae; Streptophyta; Magnoliopsida; Fagales; Betulaceae. Bases 674 to 1726 code for a protein of 350 amino acids. The transcript has 9 exons. The record is from RefSeq and is a predicted model, not a curated record.
CCAAACCAAACGCAUAAUGGAAUCCCAGCAGCCAAACAUGACCCAUGAUGGAGUGGCACAAAAUUUCUGAACGAUCAUGUUUACGUGUCAGCUGGUCGAACGGCUCCGUUUUACACGUUGGGAAGGCUAAAACGACGGCUGACCAACCCGCCGCUUUCCUUCCCUCUUUCCACGAGGACUCAUGCCCAAAAGCGAGAAACUUGUCUGUCAAAAAGAUGCCCUUGUCCUCUUCUAUUAUUUACGCAAGCGCCACGAUAACAGCUUUAGCCACACUGGCCACUUUGAUCUUUAUAGUUCCAAAACGAGGGGUAUUUUUGGGAAUUACGUUGCAACAGCUCAGGUCUGAACCGAAGCUUCUUUGUUCCAUCUCUGUAAGCGUGUUUGUGUAACUUUGUUAUUCGGUUUGACUUGGUGGGAACGAUCCCUUUGCUGUGAAAUUGCAGAGUUUUAUUAAGCUUUUGGUCUCUGAGAUUGUAAUUUGAAAAAAGGGUCUUGUUAGAUUCGGAUUUUCGUGUUGAACUCUUGCUCGUCACAGUCAUUGUCUUUGUCGAAUCUAGGUCUCUGGCUUUGCCUGGCUGGAUCUUCACGAAUCUAGGUCUCUGGCUUUGCCGGCUGGAUCUUCACGAAUCUAGGUUAUUCUUUACCAAGGACAGUUUUCCAAAGGUCAAGUACAAUGCGUGCACCAGCAUUGCUUGCACAUUGCUUGCCAGGGUUGGUGCCCCAGGACCGAGGAAGUCAAAGCAUGUCCUCCAUUUCGGAGAGAGAUGUGCAUCUCCCUUCACCGGCGGUUGAGAUCCUCCCAUCAAAGACAGCUCACCCCUACAAGUAUGCUGGGGAGAAUGUAGACUUGCAAGGGCUCAAUAUAUUCAAGGGAAGAGUUAGUGUUGCAGAUAUCAUCGGCUUCAAUGGUUUGGAAAUGAUUUCCUCCAAACCUAAUGGAUAUCUGAAAUCUUGGGACAGCUCUAUUGAUCUUGUUAAUGUCCUUAAGCAUGAGAUUCGUGAUGGGCAACUGAGCUUUAGAGGCAAAAGGGUCCUCGAGCUUGGCUGCACCUAUGGACUUCCAGGGAUUUUUGCUUGCUUGAAGGGAGCUUGCACAGUCCACUUUCAAGACCUCAAUGCGGAAACUAUCAGAUGCACAACCAUACCAAAUGUCCUUGCCAAUCUUGAGCAAGCUCGGGACAAGCAGAGCCGACAGCCAGAGAGCCCCUUGACUCCAUCAAGACAAACUCUGGCUCCAUCGGUGCAUUUUUUUGCAGGGGACUGGGAAGAACUCCCCACUGUCUUAUCUGUGGUGAAGACUGAAGGAUUUGAAGGGACACCAGGGAUGAGCCUAAGCUUCUCUGAGGAAGAUUUCAUGGAUGGAUGUAGUAGCCUAGAUGGUAGCAUGACGGGGCAGGAAUCCUCCUCGAGGCGAUCAAGAAAGCUUUCGGGAAGUCGUGCAUGGGAGAGGGCCAAUGAGACCGAUCAGGGAGAGGGUGGGUAUGAUGUUAUUUUGAUGACAGACAUCCCAUACUCGGUGACCUCUUUGAAGAAGCUAUAUGUGCUGAUAAAAAAGGGCGUGAGGCCGCCAUACGGAGUGGUCUACUUAGCCACAAAGAAGAAUUCUGUAGGCUUCAACAGUGGAGCACGGCACCUGAGAAGUCUGGUAGACGAAGAAGGCGUUUUUGGAGCGCAUUUAGUCAAAGAGAUGGCGGAUAGAGAUAUUUGGAAAUUCUUUCUCAAGUGAACAGAACAUACAGCAAAUGCAGAAAAUUAGCAAAAAAAAGGAACAAAAAUGAUAUUUGUUAAUUUGUAUGACAUAGAUCACAUGCAUUCUUUUUUUCUUUUCUUUUUUCCCUUUUCCUUUUGGGUGGGGGAGUGUUUAGUAAUUAAUGGAGUCGAAAUGGGGAAGUAUGUGUAUCCAUCAAUCCAAUCGUCCUGCCAUGGCUUCUAUAAUUUUGUGUUACCCUUUUCUUUUCACAAAAAUGUGCUCCUGGUUGAAACUGUAAAUCCCAAGAUUUAUAAAUUUUAUAGUGGAAAUAAUAUACUAAUUUUGUUGUUUUUCUGUA